AUGGAUUGCGAUAUAGCCUCAUAUCACAUUGAUUCUUUCGACUACCUCGUGGAUGCUGGAGUACAACAAGCAGCGCUAGCAGUUCCUCAUGAGAAGUUCCGUCUGAAAAACGGCAAUGCUGUCAGUUUGUCGUAUCAUGGAGCGCAGAUCCAAAAGCCAACUAUUGAUACAGGGGUAAACAAUCAUUCUUAUAUCAUUGAAUUGAAAAAUUUGUUCACAGGCGAAACUCGUAACAUCCGACCAGUUACCACUCCUGCCUUCAGAAUGUCGACAGCGGGGUUUGACGUAUUCCGGUAAUUUGAGAGUUCAAUUAGAGGUUUGCCAAUUAUUUUUUCGUCUAAUGUUUUUUUUCAAGUUGAGAAUAAAUGGACAAAGAACGGAUAUCUUGGACACAAUUCUUGGAAAGGUUCGUAUGAGCUCUGGUGUCUCUGUUCAAGUUAAUUCAGGUGCCGAUCAUGCUGCGGUCUUCCGCAUGUCACUUGAGAGGUCUGUCAAGAAAAGAAUUGGUUUCGGCCGGCGAGGAGCCCAUUGAGAAAGGUGGCUACUUUAUUUGCAACGGAAGUGAAAAGGUAGCAGAUGGAUACAUUCUGAAAAUUGAUUUCAUCGUUCAGGUUCUUCGUCUACUUAUUGCAAACAGAAGAAACUAUCCUAUCGCCUUGAUCAGAAAAACUUUCAAGGAUAAGGUUGCUCCCUCUUUUUCACAGCCUCAGAAGCUCUCUGUUGCAGGGAAAACUGUUCAGCGAGUUCGGAAUAAUGAUGAGAAGCGUGAAGGACAACCACACGGCCGUCAUGCAGACUCUGCACUACCUCGACUCGGGCUCCGUCCAAGUCGCUCUUCAGGUUCCUUCAGAAGCCCAUUUUUAAUUUUUCCCGUUACUACAGUUUCGGCGAGAGAUCUUUUACGUUCCCUUGAUGUAUAUCGUCAAAGCUUUAACGGAUCGAAAUGAUGCAGUCAUUGCUGCAGAGUUCCGAAGGUAUGUCAAGAAUUUCAAUGCUACAGUUUGAAUCAAUAAAAAGUUUAAAAUUUCUUCACUUGUAUUUUUUUGCAAAUCUCGGAACAUACACAUAGAUAAAAGAUAAAACAGUUAAAAAUUUUUUUUUACUCAUUUUAUAGUUUUCGUUUUUUAAUAUUGUCUAUGUUUCUCAAUUCAUUUCAUGAAUUUUUUUUCUAAAAAAAUACUCCAAAUCGAAUCUUUAAGGGGGCGGAAAAACGACACGUUCUUUUCGUCUUGUGUUGUGAAUAUGCUGGCGCAGUGUCAGGAAGAGGGCGUCAUGAACAGAGAAGACGCUCUUCGAGCGAUCGGCUCACGGUUUCGCGUCGCCAUCUCGGACCGCAUCGCUCCGUGGGAGGAUGAUCUUGUAUUUUUUUCCAUUUUCUACUCCAAGUUUUUAUGUUUAUCUUUAAGGAGGCUGGCAAGUUUAUCAUCGAACAGUGUGUAUCGAUUCAUCUCAACGAUGAGAAUGAGAAGUUCUACCUACUCGCCUACAUGGCUCAAAAACUCAUUGCCCUGGUUAAAGUUAGUCAGAGUCAUGAUAAUGAAAAAAAAACAUGGAAAUUAGCUAGUAGAAAGGCUGUAGUUCUAACUAGGGAGCGUUUUUUUACCCAUUCUUUUUUUUGUUUGAACUUUUGAUGAAACUCCGCUGAAGUGUACUUUAGGACCUCCUGAUUGCAGAACAAGGAAAAAAAAGAUAGCAAGUGACUUUGUUUUUGAGUUGAGAGACUUAAAAAGCUUGAAAUAGCGCUUUUUUGUCAUGAUUUGCGUAUUUUGCGUAUUUUGAAGUUUUAUAACUCGAAAACAAGAUCUUUUGCGAGAAAGUUCCUUAGUUAACGAUACUCAAAUCGACUUUUUACAUCGACAAAACAAAAAAAAAACACUCGAAGCAAGAUAUUAUUGAUGUAAUUCUGCUGAAAAUAUCCAAAAAGAACUUCUGUUAAUGGGUUGGCUUGCAGGGAGAGUGCGCAGCUGAGACACCAGAUAAUCCGCAGUUCCAAGUGAGAAAAAUCGAAAAAAGAAGAAAAGGGAUAAUUUUUUAGGAAGCCUCUGUGUCGGGGCAUAUCAUUCUUCUGAUUAUCCGCGAACGCCUGGAGAAUAUUUUGGGAAUGGUGCGAAGGAAAAUGGAGUUUCUCGAGUCGAAAAAGAAAGACUUCGUUGCGACGAGGUUUGUUUUUCGAUUAUUUUUGAAAAGGCUCGGUUCCCUGCAGCGCAGUGAUUCUGAAAUGUCUGGGAAACCACAACUCGGGAGAGAUCACCCGUGGACUCGAGUACUUCUUGGCCACUGGCAACCUGGUGACGAAGAUCGGAUUGGCUCUGCAGCAGGUUUAGAGAGAAGCUCAUUUUGAUAUCGAAUGAUAUUUUCUCAGGACACGGGCUUCUCCGUCAUCGCCGAGAGAAUCAACCAGCUGCGUUUCGUGUCUCAUUUUCGCGCUGUUCAUAGGUAUGACCAAGUUUUUACCUGUGGAUAAUGGGAACUCAAGUUUUUGAAGAAAACUUUUUAGAACUAUUUCUCCUGUUCCAAAGUAGCUUUCAAAAGUAAAAACUUUUUACCUAUUUCAUCGAAAAUUUUUCUCCAUUUAUUAGAUUUUUUGCGCUUAAGUAUUUAUGUUGUGAACAAAAUGAAGAAGAUCCUCGAAAUUUUCCUCCCGUUUUUUUUUUCUAUGAUUUUGUUAGCUGAAUUCUCCCCUGUUACAAUACCAAUUUUUUGAGACUAAUUUUAAACAAUCCAUCAAGAAAAUCUUGGUUUUUUUUUUUUCAAUGAGGGAUAUUAUGAGGAUUAAGGUGGAUAAAUGAGUUUUAAUCCGAUGGAGGUAGUGGUUACAAAAUGGGAGACAGUUAUAGCCCAUUCACGGCUAGCUUGAGACGCUAAGGGGGCGUGGCCUGUCCUCGCUCUUUAUUUUCGUGUCAGGACCUUUUUUUCGAUUGCCCAAGCCGGCCGUGAACCAGCUAUAUGAACUCAAAAAUCUGCUUUACUUUGAUUUUGUUGGCGGCUUUCAGAACAGUUUUCCGUGUAUGAUUGAAUGAAAAGCGUUCAACAAUGUGUUUCAGAGGAGCCUUCUUCAUGGAAAUGCGAACGACGGACGUGCGCAAGUUGCGACCGGAGGCCUGGGGUUUCAUCUGCCCCGUCCACACUCCAGACGGCGCUCCAUGCGGUCUUCUCAACCAUCUGACAGCGUCUUGUCGCGUCGUCACCCACUUCUCCGACACUUCGCAGAUUGUCUCGUUGAUGUCGCAACUCGGCAUGUACACCCACUCUACUGUCGCCCUCGCCCCGCUUGAUGAACCGGUACGACUUUUUCAAAUUACCCUCCACGGACGUAUUUGAGUGCAAACAGGUUUAUGGAUUUACAUAUAAAUGAGAAUUGCCUUUUACAUUUUUUUACUAUGGUUUUUGGUUAUACUAUAGAAUUAGUAGGGAUUUUUUUUAAAUAAUAAGAAAAAAAGAGAAUACUUUAUACUUGUACUGCUUCUCAGUUAAUCUCACUGGGAAAUGAUUAUUUCCACCGAAGAAAAAAAAAACGUUUCAAAAGCUUGAAAUAGCACUCUUCUGUCAAAAUUUGCCUAUUUUUGCAUACUUUGAAGCUUCAUAACUCGAAAAAAAAUCUAUUGCGAUUUGUUUUUCUUGCACUGCAAUUAAGAGGCCAUAAAGUCAGCAAAAUUGCAUCCAAAAUUCAACCGGGGGUGAAAAACGUUUACUAAGAAGUUUAGAGAUCCUUAUAGUAAUUGAAAUUCACAAGUUGAACAUACUCAAUCAGAAAAGACUGUGAAAUAACAGACGCUGCUUCUGUAUAGGACGACCAGUUUCGAAAAGUUGAAAAGUACCUCAAAAUAUCUUGUGCAGCUGUAUCCGGUGCUGUUGGACGGCCGCUUCAUCGGCUACGUGCCCGUCGCCAAAUCCGCGUCCAUCGAAAGACAUUUGCGAUGUGCCAAGGCUUCCAACGACGCCCGAGUUCCCUACACGUCGGAGAUCGCCCUCGUCCGUCAGUCUUCCGAUCCGAAGAACGUUCAGACGCAGUACCCUGGCAUUUACAUCCUCACCGACCCCGGUCGUUUCUUCCGACCAGUGCGAAAUCUCGCAGUCGACUCUGUAGAACAGAUUGGUGUGGGCUCCAUCUUUUCACGUUGUUCAUUGCUUUCUAGGUACCUUCGAGCAAGUUUAUUUGUCGGUCGUGAUUGAUCCAGAGGAGGCGGAGCCAGGAGUCACGACGCAUCAGGUUUGAGAACUUUUUCGGGCGCUAAAAAGUGUGCACAAAACUGUUAUCUGGCAAUAGAAUCAAGACGAUUAUUAUUGUUUUCAAAACUUACCAGAACUUAGGAUUUAAUUUUUCCAAGAUACUUUUUUUUCCAAGAACCUUCAGCUCAUUAGGAAAGGUAUUCUUGAAAAACGGAUUUUUUUGCAGGAGCUUCACCCUUCUUGUCUUUUUUCUUUUGCGGGUAAUCUGAUUCCGUUCCCAGACCACAACCAGUCUCCCAGGCAAGUCCCUAAAAGAAAAAUGAUGACAGGAAUUUCUUUAAGAAACGUUUACCAGUGCCAGAUGGGUAAGCAAACGAUGGGAACGGCCGUCCAUGCGUGGCACGCGAGAGCCGACAACAAAAUGUACCGAUUACAGGUUUUUCUCCCUUUUUAGAGCAGAUUCCUAUAUUUUUGUCGAUCCAGUUCCCUCAACAACCGCUUCUGAAGCUCGAGGCCUACGAGAAAUAUCAAAUGGACGAAUAUCCUCUAGGGACCAACGCCUGUGUCGCUGUCAUUUCCUAUACUGGCAAGUUCCGAAGAAUUCAUUUCAAAAACAUAUUUGCAUUUCAGGAUACGAUAUGGAAGACGCAAUGACUAUUAAUAAGGCUUCGUAUCAACGGGGAUUCGCACACGGAACAGUCAUAAAAGUCGAAAGGUCUCUUUAGGCUCACUAAAAAGGCACUGAUUCUGAUUUGAAGGAUAAACUUGGUAACUCAAACGGAGAAGAAAAUCAUUUUCCACAAGGAUCCGCGAGAAGAAAUCCCGACUGUAGGCGUGGACGGCCUUCCCAUUCCUGGCAGGCGAUAUUUCGAAGGUUCUCUCACUCUUUUCUCCGUCGAAAGAACGGUUUUCAGGGGAAGUUUAUCAUGUGACGUACAACUUGGAAACGGGAGAGUUCCGCAAGGGAAAGUUCCAUUACGCGGAGCCUGCCUAUUGUGGCCUCGUUAGACUGGUCCAUCAAGACACCGCAGAAGAAGGCGCAAAGGUUUUUUUUUAAGGAUUUUUUUCGCUGCCUUUUUGCCGCCUCUGCCUUUUAGCGACCGUUUUCCACCUUUCCGACUUUGCCCGAGUGUGUAAAUAGUAACAAAUCUCAAUAAUAUCAAGAAUAUACUACUGAAAUGCAACAUUUUUUUUUAUUUCAAACUUUUAAUGUUUUUUCUUCUCUUUUAGCCUGCGCACACUUCCCGUAAAAAUAUUUCCGUUUUUUUUUCACUUCACUUUAUGAAUUGCAGCACGCUCUCAUCCAGUGGCGGAUAGAACGGAAUCCAAUCAUCGGAGACAAAUUCGCGUCUCGACACGGCCAGAAGGGGAUCAACUCGUUUCUGUGGCCAGUGGAGAGUUUGCCGUUCUCCGAGAGCGGAAUGGUUCCAGACAUCAUCUUCAAUCCCCACGGUUUCCCCAGUCGGAUGACCAUCGGUUUGAUCUUUUUCCAUUUGUUGGAUAAGUGCGACAGGGAGCUUCAAUUUCCGACUUUGUUGCGAUUAAAUUUGACCUUUUUCCUGAGUUCCUUUGAUGCUUUUUUCGAUGUCAAUUUUAUGCAAAAAGUCGAAAAAAGAACUUGAUAUAUCACUUUCUGCAGAAUUUUGGCUUGAUUGAAAUUUUACUUCUCGGUUUAAAAUUUUCUAAGAAUUCGCUCGAAUACUGUCUGAAGGUCUAGAAGAUGAUUCCUUUUAGAUAUAUGCUUAUAGAUAUAAGUUGUAAGCCUAACUUUUUAAACUCAAAAAAAAGUUAUCUCAAAAACUAAAAAUUGGACUAGGUGACGACUACCAGAUGUCUUCAUCUUAACCUUCAGAGUGUGUUUGAGCAAAUUCGUAGUGAAUUCCAACACUUAGUGAAAUGACCACCCUUGUUAGGAAAAAAAAGGGUCGGAAAAGAGCUGAACCAACAAAUUUCUGUGAUUCCUAAUACCAAUCCGCAAGCUACAUGCUGAAGAAGUUCAGAAAAAAGCAAUGAAAUUUUCUCCAAAGAAGUUCGGAAUCUGAGAGGACAGCUCCCAAUAAUGCUUUUUCCAACUUUCUUUUUUUUUAAUCUAUGGUUUCUAUGAUUAUUUCUGAGAAAAUUUUAGGUAUGAUGAUCGAAAGUAUGGCAGGAAAAGCUGCAGCGAUGCACGGCGACACGUAUGACGCUUCGCCUUUUGUUUUCAAGUUGGAUUUUUUUUUCAUGUCGUUUUCAAACAGAAAUUAGCCACGGAAAUCUUUUUUCAGUACCCAUAAAAUUUAUUUUUUUGAAGGUACCUUCGCUCCCGUAUUGUUAGGUUAUCUAGAUAGUUGAUUUUGAAUUUUUUCAAUCUAAAGAAAGGAUGAAGAGAACAAAUUUCAAGAAAAAUAUAUACAUAAAGGGCAGGAAUGAAAUGAUGAAACUGAGAGAAGAAUAGAAAGAUUUUAACAAGAAGCUUUUUUUCUAUUCUUGAAAUAUGACUAGUUUGAAAAUCUCUAGCAAUUUUUGAAAAAGAUACUGUUUUAAAGAAAUGGAGAAAAAAAUGUUCAGCGAGGGAAACACGGCGAUCAACCAUUUCGGAGAGCUUCUCACCAAAGCGGGCUACAACUACUACGGAAACGAGACAUUUUACUCGGGAGUGGACGGUCGCCAAAUGGAGGUCUUUCAUAUCUUCGCAUUCGUUGACUCAUUAAUGUUCCAGAUGCAAAUUUUCUUCGGCAUCGUGUACUACCAACGUCUGCGACACAUGAUCGCUGACAAAUUCCAAGUUCGCGCCACAGGACCCAUUGAUCCGAUCACGCAUCAGCCUGUGAAAGGAAGGAAAAAGGGCGGAGGCAUCCGAUUUGGUGAGAUGGAACGCGACGCCAUCAUCGCUCACGGCACUUCGUUCGUCCUGCAGGUUUCCUACUUUUUCCACUUUUUCUUUUUAGUUUUAAAAGCUGCAAUGGUUCCACGAUAUCCAAAAAAGCCGUCAGAGAAAGAAAAAGAGAACUCAAUUUUGGAGAGUCAGAGAUGUACUCGGGCAAAACUGAUAAGCUUUUCUCAAAAAAGACCUUGUAAGGGUCCGCAGCAGAUCUUUUGAUCUCAUUUUAUUUCAUUUUUGCAUCUUUUUCAAAUCUUUAAACAGAAAAGAUGCUGAAAAGCAACUAAAAAGAUUCCCGACUUGAAAGACGAGAGAGGCGGAAUAGGGGGCGGGACGCGUAGCACGCGCGUUCGCGGUUUUUGGCACGAGUUCAAUUCAAGCGACUAUUUUUUUCUUUUUUUUAUUUAAAAUUGAAUCAGACUAUUGGAAAACUGCAACUAACUUCAAAAGAAGGUUCAAAAGUUAGAAAGGAGUACGGAUAUGCCGGAGCAUGAAGAGUUGCAGGAUCGGCUUUUGAACUGCUCAGACAGAGACGUGGCCUACGCGUGCAAACGCUGCGGCUCGCUCCUGUCCGUCCUGAUGUCGACGAAGCUGAUUCAAGAAACGCGCGCUCGGCGACAGGGUGAACCCAUCGACUACACAGAGAAGCAAGUCUGUCGCAACUGCUUCAAAGACGAUCAAGUCUUCCUCAUGCAGGUUUCCCGGCAUCCAAUUUUUUCAGCAAUAUUUUCUGAUAUAAUUUUUUUUUGGCCUUCACGUCGUACAGUGGAGAAAGAUUAUCAGUUUUUGACUAUGUCUCUUCGGGAAAAUUUAUGUUACAGAAAUUAUCUGAAGUUUGCUACUAACCAUAAUAUUGUAAAAGAUGAAUAAUCCUUCUUUUUUUAAGUUUAUUUUUAGAAUAUGUUCUUGUUGACUUUUUAGAGGCACUUUUCUUUAUUUUGAAUGAGAAAUUUUGUAAAAAAAUUUUUGUUCGACCUGAGCAGAGAUCAUUUUCAAAGGUUUUUAUGAAAUUAAAGAUUUAUCCUGCAUAAUCAGAUUGGUUAAUCGGUCAGUUAGAUUCUUUGAAAUCGCUUUUUUUGACUAAAUAAUUAAUUGAGUGAUUUUUCUUCAGGUCUGAAAAUUAAUACUAAAUUUUCAAUUUUCUCAUAGACAGAUCUUUGAAAUUUUUUUAAAGGUUCCUCGAGUGUUCCGAUACCUCGUCGCCGAGCUAGCCGCAAUGAACGUGAAGCUGCACCUCGACAUUGAACACCCCGCCCUCGUCCGCCGCCAAUAG
This is a messenger RNA of Caenorhabditis auriculariae, 8303 nucleotides long. The record is from the annotation of a GenBank genome assembly. NCBI's taxonomy places the organism in Eukaryota, Metazoa, Nematoda, Chromadorea, Rhabditida, Rhabditidae.